AUGAUCGCUGAAUUGAUUCUGAUGAAGCCACCUUCUCUAUCCUCAGACCCCGUCUAUCUCCAGACCCUCUGGCCUGUAGGUCUCUCUCUCUUGGGUCUUCACCUCGUAAUAAGGAACAGAAACACAAAUCCAAUCCCCACCUCACAUGAUCUAGAUGAAUCGGUUUUGCUCUCCGGAGAAACAUUUGGGAGUCAUCCUACAUGUUUGCCGAGUAGGAGCAUAGCAUCCCCAUUGCUGCGAUCUAGAAUGGUUUUAGUUGCAGAGUCCAAAGCAGAACUGCAGAUAGCAGCAGCAUAG
Molecule: messenger RNA, 297 nt
Organism: Botrytis fragariae
Lineage: Eukaryota; Fungi; Ascomycota; Leotiomycetes; Helotiales; Sclerotiniaceae
Exons: 2
Coding region: 1-297 (98 amino acids)
Source: RefSeq, a predicted model, not a curated record